AUCAAAUGGGUUUGUUUCAGGUUUGUUUUCGUCGCCCUGUCAAACGGCUCACAUUUCAGGUGAACUAUGCUGACCGCUGCCCGAGUUGCUAGAAGAUCCGUGGUGUUCCUACGAAGCAUGACUACGUCUCACGUCGAUUUAGGACACCAACAGGCCACGGUGGUCAUCCUGCCCAGUGCUCUGGCAAAUGACUUCGAAGCAUUCUGCUCAAGGAACCCCGCCGCCUUGUCACUGCUUUAUCGCAGCCAACCAGGAGAGACAUCUUGCCUUCCAAUAGCCUCCAAUGUUGAUACACGGAGCUAUAUUUCCCAGUACUGUGUGUUUGAGAAUGGCCGUCUGCAGAAGACUGUCCCCAGUCUGAAAGGUUUCGGCGAUGAUUCAAGAGCUGGAGCAGACACUGGGGUGGUGCGGUCAGAGGGGCCGGGGGCCUGCUGGCCAGACAUGGUGUUCUUCUACCUGGGCAGCAGUUUUGGUUUUGAGGCCCGUCUCAGGGAAGCAGGAGUUCCUGACCGGAAUGUGGAGCAAGGCAAGAACGGCAUGUACAAGACUGCAGUCCCCUGUGUUCCAGUGGGAGUGUUUGACUGCCCCCUGGUGGUCACCAUGCGUCCGGUUCCUGCUGACAUGGUGACCACUGCUGCGAAAAUAACACACCUCAACCCACACGCCCACGGAGCUCCUAUACACAUAGGAGACCCAGCUCUCCUAGGCAUACGAGACCUCUCCCGGCCAGACUAUGGGGACCCAGUAGAACGCCACGCUGGUGAUGUGCCAGUCUUCUGGGCCUGUGGAGUCACCGCCGUAGAAGCAAUACGCAACAGCAAACCUCCUCUGGCCUUCAGCCACUCUCCAGGCAGUAUGUUCCUGACAGAUAUCCCAGACACCCCCCUUCCAACGUCCCAGCUGAGCCCAUGCUGCUUCCUGAUCUCCCAGGAUCCCUUGCUGUACAGCCUGGCUUCAGAGGGGGCUGUGGGGAAGAUAAGGCAGCUGGAGAAGGUGAUUGGAGAAGACCCAGGUAAUCGCGGCAUCGAGGCUCUUUUUGUGCAGGAUGAACUUUUGCGUUCCUGUCUUGCCCUUUCCCACUCUACCUCUGUUGCCAUAACAACUGGUUUCCCCACACACUACAUGCACAGCCCACCUGAUGAGACGGACGGCCCACCGGGGGCCCUCGCCAUGGCAACCAUGUUGAUUGCACUCGGCAAACAGGUCACCAUGGUAACGGACAAGAGAGCUGUGCAGCUGAACCAGGAGCUGUUGGAGGAAGCUGUGAGGACAGGUGUUUUGAAAACCACAAUCCCAUUGGUCACUUUUGAAGACAACGGGCACGACUCCGCCCUCCACUUCCUGUGUCACGAAGGAGACCCCACAAAGCCCAGGUUUGACCACUUGGUGGCGAUAGAGCGCAGCGGUCGGGCAGCAGAUGGAAACUACUACAACAUGCGGGGGGCCAACAUCAAGCAUCUGGUGGACCCCAUCGACGACCUGUUUGUAGCCGCUGCGGACCUACCUGGAAUCACUACUAUAGGUAUUGGUGAUGGUGGUAAUGAGUUGGGGAUGGGCAAGGUUAAGGAGAAGGUGAAGGCCCUGAUGCCAAAUGGGAGCCUGGUAGCAUGUGAUGUGGCAGCUGACUACGCAAUUACGGCUGGAGUGUCCAACUGGGGGGGGUACGCGGUGGCCUGCGCCCUGUACCUCCUCUACACCUGCCCCACCCACCAGCGUUACCUACGCAGAGGAACCGAACCAGCAACUUCCCCCGGACUGCUGGACAAUCUACUCACCUCCCUGCCCUCUGUGGACAAAGAGGAGGCGGUGUUGUCCAGCCUGGUGCGGUUAGGAGUGCGUAGCGGCGGGACUGGUAACUUGGCCAUGGAGGUGGACGCUCUGCCCUUUCACCCCACUCACUCUGACCUCGUCAGCAGGCUUGUGGCGCUCACGCUAGACUCAGGCGCCACCGGCACGCCCUGAACGCCUCCCAACACCCUCAAGCAGCAAGAAGUACGUUUAAAGGCAAUGUCAUGUUUUGAAUAUAUUCUGAGGCACCUCCCCGGUUCUUCAACAGUCAUUGUCUCACGUUUUCUGAUUGAAAAUGAUAACUCUACUUCUUUUAAAAUGACUGAAGGAAACCGCUUUCUUGGUUUGGUUUAUCCAGAAUCUGAGCUCAAUAUGCGAUCAGGUUUAAGUCAACUGUCCGCUACGUUAAAUCAGAAGUAGUCUUGUCUUCAAUGUUAAUGAUUGUUUAAUACUGUUUUAUCAUUUUGACUGUUAG
Messenger RNA from Gadus macrocephalus (Pacific cod), 2263 nucleotides. RefSeq names its product D-glutamate cyclase (gene dglucy). Lineage: Eukaryota; Metazoa; Chordata; Actinopteri; Gadiformes; Gadidae. The record is from RefSeq and is a predicted model, not a curated record. Gene Ontology annotation, biological process: glutamate metabolic process. The transcript has 15 exons. The coding region runs from base 67 to 1962 and encodes 631 amino acids. Gene Ontology annotation, molecular function: D-glutamate cyclase activity.